Messenger RNA from Baudoinia panamericana UAMH 10762, 300 nucleotides. RefSeq lists its product as uncharacterized. The annotation marks the transcript as partial. The record is from RefSeq and is a predicted model, not a curated record. The transcript has 2 exons. Gene Ontology annotation, molecular function: carbon-sulfur lyase activity. NCBI's taxonomy places the organism in Eukaryota, Fungi, Ascomycota, Dothideomycetes, Mycosphaerellales, Teratosphaeriaceae.
GGCAACUGCCAUUGCGGCGCCAUCAAAUUCACCGUCGACGUCCCCGACGCCCUCGCCCCAGAGGGAUCCCGCCACAUCCUCCGCUGCAGUUGCAGCAUUUGCACCAAGAAUGGCUACUUCCUCCUCCACGUCCCCGUGGGGGACGUGCACUUCGUCGACUCCUCGUGGGACAAGAUGAAAAUCUACCGCUUCGGGAGCAAAACCAUCGACCAUCGCUUCUGCGGCGAGUGCGGGAGCAGCGUCUGCAUUGAUUUGCAGAAUAUCCCCAUCGAGCAGAUGAAGGGCAAGAUUGCCAUUAAC